AAUUAGCUUGAACUGUUUGCUCAUCACUGUCGUUGACAAUAUGCAAUUUGUGGGGGAUUUUAAUGUUAGCGGCGCAACGAAAUACACAACGCGCAACAGAGUCGAAUAGUAAAAGUCGAACAAAUAAGUAAUUUGUAGAUAAAAAAAUAAAAAUGGCAACUUUGGCAAAGCCAAAAAAGAAAACAAAAAAGCAGAGCGUGUCCAACGAUCAAAGGCAGCAGGAGGAAGAAGAAGAGCAUGAUGAGUUAUCAACAAGUAAAAUACAAGAACAAAGACAAGAGGAAAAUGCGUCGCUUCUGGAAGAGUUCGAGCGUGUGGCUGCAAUGGCCAACAGUGGGAACAGCAAGACGGAGACAAUCAUUAGUCACGACUGUUGCAUAUCAAGUGAUGUUGUGCCCGAAGUGAUAACAAUGAAUACAACAACAAUAGCCGACAAAACAGAAAUUAAAACUCAAAAUGACAUUUUGGAGAAAGAACCUGAUGCAGUUCCCAGUGCACCCACUGCGCCCUCGACAAGCGUUCCCCUCGUGCAAUAUCCCAAUCUCCAGCCUAUCCGGCUAACGAAUGCGCUCAUCGAGGAGCAACAGUCUCGGAUUGUCUACAAAUCACAAGCAGCUCGGUCUCCCGGCUUUGCACUUGCCAGCAGCCAGCUGAAACCGUUUACCAACGAGCAGCUAAGAGAAAUCUAUCAAUGUCCCGAUUUGGAACUGGCCAAGCAAUUUGAACUGGAGUUCCUUAUGAGCACACUACUUGAGUCCAGCGAAUCGGAUCCCCUCUAUCUGCAAUUGCAGGAGUACUACAAUCUGCAGGACAAGUUAACUUCCAACGUGCACGACAUAAAGGAGAGGCGCAAGGACUGCCAGGACACACAGCAACAGGUGUGGACUCGAGUUCCGGUAACACGCACCUUUAGUGCCAAUUGUCACGACAACAAUCUGGUCAGCGAGACUAUAACCUACGAACGCAUUAAGGUGGAUCCCAUAAAGCUGGAGGGUGCCUCGGCAGCAUUAACAAGUCUCUACGACCUGGUCUGCCAUACGUAUACCACAAAUCUAAUAGCAACUAAGAUAACCAAAGUCAAAAUUGAUCAGAUAAUCAACGAGCUCCUCGCGUAUCCCGUCGUGGAUCCCCAGGCAUCUAUUGAUUUACACUACAGAUUGAGUGAUGACGCCUUGCAGUGUUUGACUCAGUUGAGGCGAGCUAUUGGCAUCCUCUUCAACUUCGCUCGAAGGCCCAGCCCCAAUGCGAAUUUUGAUGCCGAUCUGAAGCUUUGGUUGCGAAAACUUGUUGCACUGCAGCUGCUGUUGGCCACCAAGGAGGAUCAUUGGUUUCUACUCUUUAACAUCUUGCGCUGUCCCAACGGAGUGGGAGUUUGGGCGGCGGAGUUUCUGCAGCUUCCAGGCAUGGGUCCAAGGCAGAUGAAACCCAAGGGCACACAGCCCAAUGAACUACCUUUGGCAUUAAAUUCACCAGAGCUCAAUCACUUCGUAGCUGUACUGCAAAUCCUUCUGCUGCCAAUUCAAAAGCGCAACGAGUAUCUUAAAAGCCAGGCUCAAGCACAAAAAGAGCUGUCGGAGUCAACUGGUGGCAGUGAGCGCUGGACAGUUGUGGACUCGGAUGGCGAAGACACUCUCACACCCACUGGAGAAUAUGUUGGUGUCAAGGAAUGUGAUCUUAUAGCAUUGCUCAAUCAGCUGCCCUUCGAUAAACUCUUUACCUCGGCCAUGUGCAUUGAAAAGUUUCUCGAUGACUACAUCAUUGAACCGGACAUGAUAACGCCACAGAAAAUGCUCACCGUGGUUGCCUUUUUCGCUCAGCUGGUGGAGACACUCGGCGAGGGCAUGUUGACCUACAACAAUGAACGCUACAAGCAGCUGGCCAAGCGAUUGGGACGCCUGGUGCGUCACUCUCUGCAGUAUAUCUCCGAUUACCACGAGCUCUUUAUAAACAACAAUUUACCCAAGUCGCAGGAACUUUGUGAACGCAUUGAGCUGGAGAUGCAGGCGUUACUUAUCCGCGCCUGCAGUUACAUCUAUCGAUCCCGUAAUCUGGGCACCUGGCAGUAUUUCUCCACUCUGCCCUAUAGCACGCUUCAUGCUGAUAUCAUCUGGCAUCUAUUUUACUACCUUAAUGUUGGCUUUCCCAGCAAUCUGAGUACAAAGUUAGCCGCCGACAUGGAGACAAUCUAUCAGACGGAAUUCUGGAGUAAGUUUGACGUGGCCAAUGCAGAUAUCUCGCCCGAGGAUAUGUACUAUUUGCUGCAAGCCUUCUUUGAAAUGGCCAAUGGUCGGGACAUCAUCAAGGACAGACCACUCAUCCGAAUCAUUUGCCUGACCAUAUUCGAGAUCGGGUUUAUCCAUCAAAGCACUCGAGAGUUUUGCUAUAAAAGUGCACGUGAUAUGUUGGUAAACAUUUCGUUGACCUAUGAGGAUCUCCUGGAUUGUAUAUUGGUGCAGCUGAAGGCACGCUUUGGAGAGAUCGAACAAGCUGCGUAUCUAUUCAAGGCGCUGCCCCUGGAGAAUUGGCGACCUAGUAUGGAGAGCUUUGAGCUACUUUCCAACUGGUUGCUUCACUUUGAUUACCAGACAUCGGAGAACCAAUUGGCGCGCCUGAUUAUUGGUCAUCUGAACUGGAGUUUUGAUGACGAGGGUCGUUUUUACUUACCCCACAACAUUCAUGUGCGCAUGGCCUGCCUGGUGACCGAAGCUAUGAACAAUCACGCGCCUGAGGUAAUUGGUGCCUCUGGUAUCUCGGAGAGUGUGCGUCAAGUGUCCUCACUAAUCGACUCGACGCAGUCCAGUCGGGAACAAUUCACCAAUUGGUGCUGGCGCAUGAUCUCCAUGCUUCGACUGCAUCUGAUGGAUCAGAGCACAGAGUCAGUCAAGAGAACUCUGCAGCAUCCAACGGAGCCGCUGCUCUUUGUGCCAGAUGUGAAACGCCUGGACAUGAUCUGGCAGGGUGUCAGUGAACAACGUCCGCUGGCGCUGUAUGUUGGUGUAUUAGUCAGUCUACACGGUCAUUCCAUUCCCGUCAUAUGCCAGCAUGGAUUCGAAUUGCUGCAACAACUGCUCAACGAUCAUCGUCAUGCAGCUGUCAUUCGCAGUCUCGAGCUGAUUAUACCCUUGUUCCUGGAAACUCCUGACACGCUGGCUAACUGCGAGAGUUUCCAGAAAUUACUUACAACGUUGCUCAACGCGGACAGAACAUACCUGAAGAUCGCCAAGGAUAUGGUAUAUGCCAAUUCUAUUGGUCCAAUUCUCGAGCUGCUGGACAACAUGCUGCACCAUCAGAUUGUCUCCUACACGAGCUACGGUCUCUGCUCACCUUUGAAUCUAAUAAAUGUCUGGCUAAAUUGCUUCACAUCUCUGCCGUAUUGGGCCCAGAACUCGCACGUUCUCUACCUUCUGGACAAAAUGCUCUGCGUCUCCUAUCAGUUCACCGAUUGUCGUGUGCAGGCAGUCGAGUUCUUUUACAACUACUUUAAGGAAUACACGGAUUGGAAGAUGCCGUCCAAAGCGACAGGACUUAAAGGAUUCUUUGGCGGGCAGGCGGACUCACGUGUUCCUCAACUGUGGCCACAGUAUUCUUGGCUUAAUCUUGUGCUUCUGGACAUUGAAUUUAGGCUUCAGGAUACUCGCUUUUGGCCCGAAUUGUUGCGUCAGCUUUCUGGCCAAACAGUGGAGCAGGCGCUGAAGAAAACCCUGUCGCUGACCAAGAUCAAUCCGUUCCCCGCCAAGCAGCUUGUGAUCUACAAGUACGCCCAGCUCUUGGCCACCAUGGACACAACACAUGCGCUUUUCCCGAUUGUCUGUCAAAAGUUCUUUGAGCUCUAUUUAUGGCGGGUGCCAGUCGAGUGCGAUGUCAGGAAUAUCGAUCAAAAUUUGGGCGUUGCCGAAAAGUUUUACGAGCAAAAUGUGACGCUGAUGAAGACAAUAAAGACGCAACUGAAAUCCGCUGAGGUAUAUUACGCUGCCAUUGCCAGUAAGCGAGCCCAGGACGAAGCGGCUGCUCAUAUGUAUCGCAGUUGCACAAAGCUCAUGCAAAGCUGUGCCCUUUGGCUAGAGGAUACCCAGAUCAAUAGAUUCGCAAACGAUGCCACUCAAUUGCCGGCACAAUACAACAGCGACAAAUUGCGAGAGCUGCUUAACGGUCAUGUGGCCCAUUGGACAGAGUUCCUUUGUCUCGCCGACCUGCGCAAGGAUCAGCGCGAGCAGGCGAAUCAAUGGACUGCCAAGAUAUAUCGAACGCAUAAUCAAAUGCCACUUCGCAAUCCUCUGCCAGCCAAGGCUCGAUUGCCACCCGCUCAACGGAUCAAGAACCACCUGGCCACCUACGACAAGCGUCUCCCUCCACCGAAUCACAGUCAUCCUGAGCUUAUUCAGAAACGACCCAUCGAUGGAAAGACGCUGCCCGAGCUUAAGCGUCGCAUACAAACUUUGAACAGUACCGCGAACAAAGUGCAUUAUAAUACCUCGGCGUUGAAUUCGUUGAACUUGAACUAUCUGGAACGAGUUCCCGCACUGUAUCAGAUGGUUCCAUACGAGGAGAUGAGGCGCAAGGAGUGCGCAUCCCUGAUUUUCAAACGCAAUUGCACACAGGCGGCGACAAUUAAAGUGGUGGGUGAGCACAUACGUCGCAACGAUCAGAUUUCCCGGAAACAGGAACAGAAUCGGGAUCGGCAUGACAAGAUCAUUGAGGAGAUGUUGACGUUGAAUGUGGAUGGCUUUGCACAGGCCAUUAUUGAGAUGGGCAGCUAUACUUUGCAGUUGUUGCAGGCACAAUCCACCUCGAACAAAAUGGUUACAGCGAUUGGAGUGGACUUCUUCUAUCAUGUGGUGGAGAACAUGAAUUAUACGACCAUGAAGUUUCCUCCCACCAAUGAUUUCUAUUCGGAAAUACUGGAGCAACUGGGUGUGUUUAUACAAGCCGAGCAGGCGGAGCAGGGAUUGCAUGUACUCAGACUGGCACUGAGACGUGGAGAUCUAAUGAAGCUGCUGGCCAAAGUAUUUGUGCCUUGUCGCACCGAUGUCAAACACUUUCUGGACAUGUAUCAGUUCCUCAUUGACUCCCAUUUGAAGCGUUGCGAUACCAAGAUUCUCUUCGUGCUGCUCUCCAAGUUCGAUCUGCUCACCUGGCUGGAGUCCAAUCAGCCCAAGCUGAGCGAAAUCAAUCGCCUACUAUCGCUCGUGCUCCAGGGUCUCGAGUCCUGGUCGCAGCCAGACAGCAGCCUGUUGCAGGAUCAGUUCCGACGACAGCUGGUGCACAUCUUCACGUACGACUUUCCUCAGCAUUAUGGCGAGGUUAUGCAGCUGGUGCUCGAUCGCAUAUCCGAUCAGAAGCUAAUGCCAGUGGUGCUGCUGGAUCUACUUAACGCGCUCCUAUCAACUGCAAACAGCGCGUCCCUCACCCUCAACAGCAGCGAGGUGCAACUUCACGAGGUGGCCGUGGACUUUUCCCGCCGUCAGAAGUUGUUCACGCUGAAAGCGGCCACGGAUACGUUGCUGUUGUUUGCACGACAUUUUCAAAAGGAGCGACUGCAUCAUGGCCUGCAUGGACUGUAUCCCAAGCACAAGGAGUAUUGCCAGCCGCUGGUCAUGUGGUUCACCUGUUUUGGACACGUGCUUAUAGCCACUGCCAUUUGCAGCUACCAAGAGCUCUUGGCGGAUCAGAUUAGCGACAUUGUCUUCGGCUCCAUUGUGGAGACAUAUGCACCCUGGUUAAUCCCAUACACGGAGCAAACUGAAUUAGGAGCAGGCGCGGCAGCACACUGGAUACGUCAGCUUAGUCCCGAUCAGGGCAAGAUUUUGCUGCCGUGGAGUGAGGCUCAAGUGGACAGUAGCAAGCUCCUGAUUAGAUCCUUCAUUGUCAGUGUGCUUCAGGUGGUCCAGUAUCUGCCCGCUUCGAAUCAAAUACUGGAGCACACGUUUGCUUGGUAUGUCCACCACUUUGCCCAGCACAGCGUGGCCAGGCAUGUGCUGUCGCCCAUGCAUGAGGGUCUCGCUCAGCUACCCUGGGAGCGUUUCCUUCCGCCGGCCAAGCAUAUCGAUCUAUUCUAUGGGAGUCUGCAGCGGUUCGUACCCGAAUCACAUGCAAUGCUGGGCCACAUCUUCAUGAGGAUUGACUGGAACGCGUGGUUUGCACAGAUGCCGCAAUCCCCAGAAAUAUUAUCGCGUCUUUUUGGCAUCUUUGUUAAAAUGGCCUUUGAGCCGAACAUUCAUAUGCAUCCCAAUACCAGCAAAAUUCUAGAGGAUGCUAUCAAGUAUCCAUGGCAUCUCGUCGAGUACAGUGAACUGGAGCAGUUGCUUAAGUGGUUCGUAUCCAGCGUGGAACCUGCCAUUGUUCUAAAGCUACCCACUGAGAGCAACUACGCGGAUCGUGCUGUUCUGGAUCUUCUUCGCGUGGCCUGCGCCAUGUUGCCGGAGAGCAGUACACAAAGUGCCGUGGUGCAGGCAUCGUUGAAGCGAAUGCUCUACACUCGCUCCAUUGUCCGGAUGCAGCGUGUCUGUGGAGCCAAGCACAAAAAGCUGUUGGCUACCAAGGAGGGUGAACGCAGCUUUACCAACGCCUUUCUAGAGCUGUUGCAAUCCAUUGACCAGGCCAUUGGUGGUUCUAGUGAGCAUCGCACACCGGAGGAGCAGCGUCGUGAAGCACUAAAUCUGAUGCUGGAGUUGGUUGCACCCACACAGACCCAAAGCGAGGAGAUCUCAAACCUCCACAUCCAAACCAUGGUGCGCUGGCAACAGCAGUGUGCUCCGGCAAAUCCUGUGAUGUGUGCCGCUCUUCCUGCAAUUGGGCAUCUCAACACAUAUAUAUCUUGCAUAUACUCGCUGUUGGAGUCGAGCAUUGAGUGCUAUUUCCGGCAGUCCACGGAGAGCGCUCCCUGGCAUGCGCCCAGCUGGCAAGGAUUAUUCGAGGCGCUGCAAAUGUCGCUGCCCAAGCUGGAACUAAUGCCAGUCUUGCAGGGCGGCUAUUUCUUUUCACUGCACGUCUUUGUGCUCUACAAACUGGAGGAGAUCGAAACGGAUGGUGAGAAGAUCACUUUUCUACAGGACCUGACACAGCUGCUGGAGAAUCUUAAAACAGAUCCCCAGACCGAGCCGCGUCUAGCUCUCGUUUGGGGACUGAUCAUCUCGCGUGGCUGUAAACUGCUUCAAGGAUCACAGCUUGUAAAGAAACCACUCUGCAUGCUGGCACGUCAUCUUCAAAUAGCCUCAACCAAAGCUGAGGGUUGGAGCGAUGGUCUGCUGGGCGUUAUUGGCUUGAAAUCGGAGAGCAUUACCAACAGACGCAAGGUGCUGACCCGAUGCUUGGCAUGUGUAAUCUUUUCGCUAUUCCCGGCCAGUCGUGACUUGCGAUUGCCCUGCGAGGAGUACGAGAGCGGCAUGCGGGAGCUGGCCAUGUUGUUGGCCAAUAAAAAGUUCAACGAUGUUAAGCCGUUGAUCGUCAGGGCCGUAAGCAUUCUCAAGGAACAACUAUUGCCCGAUCUGCGUGCUGUUCCCCAUUUAAUCUGUCGGCUGAUCGACGUUUUCUAUGAGCAGAGCUUCCUUACGACCAUUCCGGAGGUAUGGGACUGCGAUUUUAAGCUUAAAGCUAACUAAUUAUCAUACUUAUGGGCAGCCAAUUGUGUUAUUUUGUAUACCUAAUUACUAAAGCAUAUAAGGGAAAUAAAGUGAUCAUUUUUUGCUAUUUUCUAAAUUGCAUCAAUCAA
Messenger RNA from Drosophila innubila, 7708 nucleotides. RefSeq names its product ectopic P granules protein 5 homolog (gene Epg5). The transcript has 16 exons. Gene Ontology annotation, biological process: autophagosome maturation. Gene Ontology annotation, cellular component: cytoplasm. Bases 153 to 7598 code for a protein of 2481 amino acids. NCBI's taxonomy places the organism in Eukaryota, Metazoa, Arthropoda, Insecta, Diptera, Drosophilidae. The record is from RefSeq and is a predicted model, not a curated record.